GGAUGAUCCUGUGGUUCUCGGAGAGCAUAGAGCGCUUACAGUGCAUAUCGCGGUAAGAUAUUCAUAAUUAUGCUCCGAGUUGCCAGUCAGAUUCGUGCCUGAUGCAUACCCCUUUAUCGCCUGAGAGCGCCGGCGGUUCACGUCUCAUGCGACGCCAACGGCGGUGAAGCGCGGCAGAAUUCGCUCCACUCAAAUUAUCGAUUUAUCAUGAAAGUCGACUGACUUUCCCAACCAUUGAAAACCUCUUCACCGACUCUCCAAUUCUACUCAUUAAACAUCAUGAAGCGCAAGGCAGAUACUCAAUCAAGUGGCCAAAAUGGCAAAGGGAUUUUGAAGAAGCGCGUAAAGACUGCUCUCGCAGAAGAAGAUGUCCAGAAAUGCUUUCGAAAGGGUCUCUUUGCCAAAGAUAUCCUUCUUGGGUAUGCAAAAGACUACGCAGAUUCGGAACCAUAUAAGCACAGCGUUAUCAGCUCCUUGAUCAACGAUGAUCUUCUACGAAAAGUCCGCAACGAAAUCCGCGAGAAUGUCCAGUUCACGCCCAAAGAGACGGACAUCUACAGAAUACACCAAUCCGGCGACCUAGCCAAUCUCGAUGGCCUCGAAGAUGGUGCCUUAGACAAGUUGCCCUCGUUGCUAAAGCUCCGUGAUGCGAUGUACUCGGAGAAGUUUAGGGAAUAUGUUUCAACGGUCACAGAUUGUGGAAAGUUGAGUGGCAGAAAGACGGAUAUGGCUAUCAAUGUGUAUACACCUGGAUGUCAUCUGCUAUGCCACGAUGAUGUGAUUGGAAGCCGGAGAGUCAGCUACAUCCUAUACUUGACAGAUCCAGAUCUGCCAUGGAAAGAGGAAUGGGGUGGUGCGCUACGAUUAUUCCCUACCAAGACCUUCGAAGAUGAUGAAGGGGUGAAGACGAUCACACCAAGUCCUGACUAUAGCAAGGUCAUACCACCGGCCUGGAACCAACUGAGUUUCUUCGCUGUGCAGCCUGGUGAGAGUUUCCAUGAUGUCGAGGAGGUGUACCAUGCCGAAAGCAAAGAACAAUUGGAGAAGGAUGGUGGCAGAAUCAGAAUGGCUAUCAGCGGUUGGUUUCAUAUCCCACAAAUUGGAGAAGAUGGACACAUCAAGGGUGAAGAAGAGAAAUGGGGCAAGAACAGCAGCUUGAAGCAGUUGCAGGGCAACCCAGACGAAUACGACUUCCCCAAAUCACAGCCUGUCACCAUCGAGUUUCCAUCAAAACCAGAAGAAGAGAAGGGACUUGAACAAGAGGAGCUCGACUUCCUCCUCAAAUAUAUGGCUCCAACAUACUUGACUCCAGACACUCUCGAGGAAGUUGCAGAGCGAUUCAUGGACUUGUCAAGCGUAGCACUUGAUGGCCUACUAUCAAACAAGUUCUCCGCCAAAGUCAAGACCUACAUUGAAGUUCAAGAAUCAACUGCUCUUCCGGAAAAGACAUCUGAGAUCGAGGAUGGCCAAUGGAGGAUUGCCAAACCACCACACAAGCAUCGUUACCUCUACAUGCAACCAUCACUCAGCAGUUCUCAAGAAGAAAACGCGGAUGAGAAUCCUAUCAAAGAGCUGCUCGAGGUUUUUCUCCCAAGUAAAGAGUUCAGGAAGUGGUUGGAACUCGCUACAGGAUGCGACAUUGAGAAUUUUGACAUUCUGGCAAGAAGAUUCCGUCGUGGUCUCGAUUAUGCUCUUGCUGCAGGCCAUGAUGGAGAACCGAGAUUGGAGAUCAGUCUUGGUCUCACACCAACUCCUGGCUGGGGUGCCGAUGAGGAAGAAGAGGAGGAGGGUGACGAGGAUGCCAAACAGUCUGAGUCGUCUGACAAGAAGAAAACUAAAGAGAAGCAAAAAGAAGAGGAACCAGAGGAAGAAGACGAUAUUGGCGGGCAUGAAGUCUACAUGGCAGGCGAAGAUGAAGACGACGCUGACGCGGCCAUCUACAGAGCCGCCUCUGGAGAAGAAGACGAUAAUAUCCUGUUCGCCUCACCAGCAUCGUGGAACAAGAUGAGCAUUGUUCUUCGAGACAGUGGCGUUUUGAAGUUCGUCAAGUACGUAAGUCAGAGUGCGAAGGGCGAUAGAUGGGACAUCAGCGGCGCCUUUGGUGUCAAGAUUACCGAGGGCUUGGACGACAGAGAGGAAGAAAUGGUACCGUUACCAGAAAGCGAUGAAGAGGAAGUCUUCAACGGAUUCCCCGAUUCAGAUGAUAGCGAUUCUGAUUGAGAGCCUGGCGAUUAGAUAUUAGAAAUGUUGACGAAUCAUGACCUCUCCAAGAAUCUUGUUGUUUCAUGUAGAAUGUAGAUCACGGAAUUCCCCCUUCAUCGCAUCUUUUCUUGUUGCACGUCGCGGAUCGACUGUCAGAUGGAUGAUGACACUGCGGCUUAAACUUUGGGCCCCACACCUACCGAUCGUCGGCACGUGGUGGAGGAUUGAAGAUGUCUCAGUAAGCUAGAUUUCAUGGGAUGGGAAGACAUGCAGGUGAAGGAUGUAAAUUGGAAUUCUAUCAUGCUAAGCCCCGAACCGGUGCUUACUGCGAAAUGGU
Molecule: messenger RNA, 2539 nt
Organism: Mollisia scopiformis
Lineage: Eukaryota; Fungi; Ascomycota; Leotiomycetes; Helotiales; Mollisiaceae
Exons: 2
Coding region: 280-2220 (646 amino acids)
Biological process (GO): peptidyl-proline hydroxylation; regulation of translational termination
Cellular component (GO): cytoplasm
Molecular function (GO): iron ion binding; peptidyl-proline dioxygenase activity; L-ascorbic acid binding
Source: RefSeq, a predicted model, not a curated record